AUACAGUUGUGCAACUGCCUCCCAUCAUCAGUAGAAGAAUCUGUAGCUGGCGACACAACCUGCACAGGUCGUUGUGCCAGCGAAAAGACUUUUGAUAACACUUCCUUGUGAAAAAAUGUGUGACGACAAACAUGGCAAGUCACCGAAGAGUGAUGACGAGAAUGAGCUGUCGGCCAGUGAUGAGUCCGAGCCAGAGGAGGCCCCCAGUGGCGCACCCUUUGACCCAGAGCUAGAUGCUGAGGAUGAUGAUGAUGAAGCCGAUGACCGCAACAAGCCGGCAGUGAACGUUCAAGAUGGCGCUCCGAAAGCCAACCCUUUCAGCCUCAAAGGUGGGAGCUCGGGGUUCUCCAGCCGCAGUCACAGCAUCUUCGACUGCCUGGAUAGCAUGGCCAAGAUGACGUCUUCUACUCUGGGCCAGGAUAAAGUCAUAGAUGGCGUGUUUGCCCGACCUGUAGCUCCACCUCCCAGCCGCAAAACGAGCCACCCCCCUCCAACCAGCCCCACCCCAGCAAAGAAACGUGGGGUGCCCGAUUACAUGGUGAACCCGGAUCGCUGGACUCGCUACAGUCUGGAAGAUACAGCUGAAACUAGCGAUCAGGGCAAUAGCAGGGUGGCGCAUCAAUAUCUGGCAAGUCUGCUGCAAAAGAAAGACGAGCCAGUGAAUAGGGACUCCUGUAAUCUCCACGAGAAAAUUAUCUUCUCCAAGCCUAGCCGAGUAGGGAAGGAACCACCCACCAACAAGUCAGAGAAGCAGAGCAAGGAAAAGGGCAUGCGUUUAACCCAUUUGAACGAAGAGGAGGAGGAAGAAGAGGACAAGAAAGAUUUACAAAUUACACAAAAGAAAGAUGAGUCGGACAUUAAGAAAAAACUGAACGUGGAGGGAGAUGGUGAUGACGUAACACAAGAGGCAAUACAGGCGAAUGCAGGAUUCGGUGCAUUUAAGAAAACGCAUCACAAAAUGUACAGGAAGAGCGCAGAGGAGAGUAGCCACAACUAGGCCCAUGUUAGGCACUAUGAAAUAAGAAUAUUGUACAAUGUUGUGUGUAGAGUUACAAGGCAGCAUAUCAUUUGAAUUUAAGGUGCAUUGUGUGACUUUUGUGGUUAGGGGUCCACAAUCCUGGAUAUCCAUUGCUUUGUCUGAAAUGUUCUGUGCUAUGGCUUUUAGCUUGCCUGUAAUUAAAUAAAUGUUAGACAGAUGUUUUAUAUUGUUAAAAAUACCUUGGAAAACUUGCAUUCCUACUGUAUGUGGAAACACCUCACCACAGAUCUGACCUUUAACUUGUUUAACCUGGUAAUGUUAUCUGCUUGUCUCCAUGGAGAUAAGUAGAUGCCAUACUGAUAAGUUUAAUGCCAUUUUGUGUUAUAUUCCAGGCAAAACAAUAACAUCUCCAUAAGAUAAGCAGCUGGCGUACCCUCCACCAGAAAAGUGACUUCUUAAUGCACUUUAAGCUGUAUCAUUGCAUAUACAUUUGUCUUCCAUGUAAAUAUGGGCCCAUAUGUGGAAAGUAGAAAAAUGCAUGCAUUGCUUAGUAAAGUUUAUCGUAUUGUAUCACUCCUUUAAACGUGUAAAUAGAAUCAAACUGACUUGUUCGGGUUCUUAAAUCUUUUUGUAACGCUAGUGCUCCCUGAGUUUUUUUCUUUUUUUUUUGUUUAUGUGCCUUCUAUUUAAAUGAAUGGACUAAAGCAAUACCACUGUAGACUUUUAUUUUGUAAGCUGGUUUUGAAUAAUUUGUGUCUAUCUUCAAUGUUGUCAUUAGCUCUUGGCUGAAACGUAGCAUUGCCUGCAUAACAUUGCCUGCCAAUCAUAAUUAACACAAAAGUACCGUAUUUAGGUUUGUAGGUAGGCAGCAGGCACUUGAUGUUUUGUUUAUAGUUUCUGAUUUGGCAAAGGUCCAAUUAUAUUUUCCGGUUUUGAGAAAGCAAAACUGUUUUAUAGCCUGCUAAUUCCUCAUCUUCCAAAUCAUCCCCUGCAAUGGCGCGACCAAUAGGCUAAUUACUAAGGUGAACUGCAUGCACUGUUUAACUAUAGAUCUAGAUGUAAAAAUAUGUAUAUGGUUUGCUGGCAUAGGGCCUUAUUUUUAGAGCUAUCUUGUAUGUCAAAUAAAACAAUAUUGUCUACGACUUGUUAUAUUUAGUGUGGUUAAGAAAUUGUAUAAAUCAUCUUUCAGAAUUAAAAAAGCUCAGUUGUUUUUUUUAAAGAAUUGUGCAGUGUGUUUUGUUUAAACCUACUGCUUGUUCUCGCGGGAUCCUUACAAGGCUAACGUGUUUAAUCAAAUGUAUGUUAACAUUCAGGUUGGCUAAGUUUGAUAAAAGCUGGUUCAUUUGCAUGUUAUCUGAAGCGGUUUGUUUGGAUAGGCCACAUUCACAUGGCUCCAAGCAGUUAGUGAAUAGGUACUCUUGUUUUGGUGCAAUUAAAUUUAUCUUUUCAGGGAUAAAAAAUUUGCAUGGCUUGGUUGGCAUUCCAUUGUAAACCUGGAAGAAAACCUGACAUUAAAUUAAAAUGAAUCCUU
This is a messenger RNA of Periophthalmus magnuspinnatus, 2510 nucleotides long. It is a transcript of the gene tssc4, whose product is annotated as tumor suppressing subtransferable candidate 4. The transcript has 2 exons. The coding region runs from base 116 to 997 and encodes 293 amino acids. Lineage: Eukaryota; Metazoa; Chordata; Actinopteri; Gobiiformes; Gobiidae. The record is from RefSeq and is a predicted model, not a curated record.